Messenger RNA from Cheilinus undulatus (humphead wrasse), 4250 nucleotides. It is a transcript of the gene pom121, whose product is annotated as POM121 transmembrane nucleoporin. Gene Ontology annotation, cellular component: nuclear pore. The transcript is spliced from 13 exons. Gene Ontology annotation, biological process: protein import into nucleus; RNA export from nucleus. The record is from RefSeq and is a predicted model, not a curated record. Gene Ontology annotation, molecular function: structural constituent of nuclear pore. Bases 7 to 3528 code for a protein of 1173 amino acids. Lineage: Eukaryota; Metazoa; Chordata; Actinopteri; Labriformes; Labridae.
UGGGAUAUGAGAGUCCUCCGGCGGCGCGCUGCCGCCAUGUCACCUAGAGAGAAACACUUAGCGAUUCUCUCUGCUUUAGGCUUAGUUAGUCUUGCUCUUUAUUAUAGUCCAACUUUUCUUUACGCGACUUUGAUUCUUGCAGUUUGUUGUCUUGUGUGUUACUAUCACAGCGGAGAACCGCUUCCCGCCAGGUUAGGCCUGAAUCCGCGGGCUGGACUGCGCGUUCCAGCCGUGCUUCGGCGUUGGUUGUGGGGUUUGGGGGUAACCGGCGUGUCGGCGGCGGCACGGGGGAGAACGAAGAGUAGCAGAAACAAAACCGAGCUCCGAGAACCAGAGGGGCCCUUCAGAGAAAGGUUCGGCGAAACUGGGAUUUAUCGGAGGGAGAGCUUAACAAGUGACUCGUUUCUUUUCAGUCCCCGGGAUUUCCUAAUGGGGAGCUACAUCGGGAAACCAGAAAGCCCGACCGCUGAUCCAGGGAGGCCGAGACCCGCAAGAAACCCCAGAGAACAACUGAGGGAAAGACUGUCUAGACCCAACCAUGCGGUCUAUACUCCAAACAGGAGGCUGUCAUUUACUGGGGAGCCACUGGGAACAGUGAGUAGGUUCACCAUCACCCCCCAGCGUCACUACCCCCUGCAGCAGCCGGGUGUCUCAUCAGUGGGAGUCUUACCUCCCGUUAGGUGGGAUGGCUUCAGGAAGAAAAACAUCCUCAGCCCGCGAAACUCUCCUGCGGCCCUUAGCCCUGUUACUGUGAAGAUCGCCAGGCCGGACCACCACAGCUCGCCCAGUUUUGACCAUCACAGAUGUGCAGGACACCCCAGGACCCCAGCAGACCCCUGCUCCAGGGAAAGUGUCCUCAAGGUAUUGAAGGAAAGUCGCAAGAGGGAUGUAGAGGAUGAAGACAGAAGCUUUACAACCGAGCAGAAAAGCAAAAGAAGGCGUAACGACAGUGGGGGAAGUGCACACUCUGCUUUCGGGCCACUUUUGCCAAAUGGAACACCAUCACAGCUGGUCCCGAAGCCAGGAAGCCUGAAAAGAGGGAUGACCUCGCUGGCAGAGGAGUCCAUCAUGAAAAGGUCUCGCACCUCCUCCAUCAGCUCUGGUAGCGGGGUUCACGCCCCGAGAGGAACCCCAGGGACCCAGAGAAACCCGAUCCACAGCUCGUACAGUUCUUCGAUAGGCCUCAGCCAGUGGAAGAAACGCUCUGCACCCAGCUCUCCUCUGUCCAGCCCUGGAUCAUCACGAUGUCAGACUCCAGAGGGUGUUUCCAAAAGACCUAGAGAGGACGAGGGACAAUCUCCCAGCUCAGCAUCCUCAGUGAGGUCGGACCACACAGCAUCAGACAAGGCUCCUGUUACUUCCAAGCUAACUCCAGCUCCCAAGGUUCCAGACAAAACCAUGACAGACUCCACUGGUAGUGGCGGGAAGAGAAAACGCAAGAUUCAGCUUGUGUCCAGUCACCGGGAUGAUCAGAUCUCUCUGCCCCCACCUCCAGAGCUGGGCUACUCUAUCACUGUGAAAGACCUGGAUGAAGAGAAAAAGGCUGCUAUCAGCAAGAUCCAGAAGGUCCUGGAGACACCUGCACCAGAGCCUGAGAAGUCUGCUUCACCCCCAGCCACCACCUCAACCGAGCCCACCUCCUCAACCAGCUCCACCAGCACCACCACCCUGAGCAGCCUCCUGGCAGCACCUCUGCCCACUGCCUCUAGCUCUGCUAUCCCAGUCAUUAACCUGGACCCCAGUCCCAGCAGCAGUGCCACUGCAGCCCCCGCAGCCCCCAACCCACUGCUGGAGGCUCUGAAAAAGAGCAGCACCCCAGCUCCUGUUAGCACCACACCUGCAGCCACGUCAACUACAGUGUCUGCAUCAGCAACACCGGUACAACCUAGUAGCUUAACCUUAAAGGUUUCAACUACAGAGAAUUCUCCUCAGCCUCCUCCCGUGUCCCUGCCUCAGUCAUCCUCCGCUAGUGGAGAGCAGCCCUCCGCCUUCAUGCAGGUGCUGAGUCAGGUGUCAAAACCUCCCAGCAGCACUCCACCUUUAACAGGACCAGGUCUGUUUGGACUUGCCAGUCAGAGCAGCACGUCUACUUCUUCCACAACCUCAAACCCAGUUACUACUGCUGCCGAGACCCCAGCCAGCAGCUCAGAGUCAGUCAGUAACACCAACCCUCUGCUGGCGUCAGGGUUCAAGCCUAUUUUUGCUGUCACCUCCACCUCUUCUUCAACACCAACCCCAGAGAGCAAACCUACUGUCCCUACUUUUAAGCCCAUCUUUGGAGCUGUCGCUGGAGGCUCUGGCUUUGGACAGCUUUCAUCAAUCACAGCAACAAAUCCCACCUCGACAGCUUCUUCAACUAGCGCACCAUCAUUAUUUGGUGCAUCAACAAGCAGCACCACAGUGGCACCAUCAGUUUUUCCUGGCAUGACCAACACCCCCUCUGGCUCUGCUUCCACUGGCUCCAUCCCCACCACACAGCCUGAAGCCAAACCAGCUGUGAAAUCCCUCUUUGGAAACUGGUCAGCACCGACCACGACAAGUACAAGCUCAGCCACAACACAGGCUCCAAGCACAGGGAGCACGUUUCAGUUUGGAGCUGCUCCCACCACCACAGCAGCUGCACCCGCCCCCGCUCCUGCUGCUGCUACUACGACCUCCAGCAACAGCACCUUCACCUUUGGUGCCACACAGCCUGAUGCUCAAGCCACCAGCCAGAAGGUAUUUGCCUUUGGCCAGCCAGCGUCAACACAGAACACAACCACAGCUACAUUCGGAGGCUUUGGAUUGGCUAACGCAGCCUCCACCACCACGACUGCUGCUGCUGCCACCACCCAGUCCACUUUCACCUUUGGAGCAUCGUCAUUUCCAGCCCCAGCAGCGGCAGCACAGCCAGCUUUCGGCUCCUCUGCAGCACCUCCUAAACCGUUUACCUUUGGAGCCAGUGGAGCCGCACCUGCUCCUGCUGCUAACGCUGCCCCGCCCCCUUUCCCUUUUGGUUCUACUGCUGCAACCACUGCACCCAGCUUUGGGACACCAGCUCAACCAGCGUUUGGAGCCAGCUCUACUGGUUUCACUUUUGGCAGUACAGCUGCUCCCUCAGCUGCACCGAGCUUUGGUGCAGCAACCCAGACUCAGAGCUCCUCCUCAUCCACCUUCACGUUUGGCAGUGCUGCUCCUCAGCCAGCCCCCUCUGGCCCUGCCCAACCAGCACCCAGUGGGUUCAACUUUGGUGCUGGCAUGCAGUUUGGAGCACCAGUAUCCAAUAAUCCUGCACCACAGAUGGGAGGCUUCAACUUUGGGGCUGCUGCUACUGACAAACCUGCUUUUGGAACGUCAACCCCGUCGUUUGGCCAGAGUGCUGCUGCAGGUCCAAUUCCCUUUGGAAGUCCUGGAACUCCAGUCCAAGGCUUCAAUGCUGUUCCUUUUGGGUCUCCAGCGACUCCCUCAUUCUCUAUUGGAGCUGGAUCAAAACCAUCAGGAGCCCGCCAGAGGUUACAGGCACGGAGGCAACACAACAGGAAGAAGUAACUUGUUCCACAUGUACAGCACCGCUUUCAGAGGACUCGAGCUGUUGCUGUUGUUGCUGCUAUGGUUACUCUGGCCAACAUUGCUCUGUUGUAAGCCCAACAUCCCCCCCAACCAGGCCGCCACCACGCUCUCUGCUUCCUUCCCCUCCUCCAGUGGGCUGUGCUGGCCCAAAACAUUUUGUCUGCAGAGGAGUCUGAAAGAACACACCAGCUUGCUGAGGUGACGCUGCCUGGAUGACUACAUGACCCAGCAAGGGAGUGUAGCAGCGAGGAGACAGAGUCCAUAACAGUGUACUAUACUUGAAGAGGGCAAAAAGACAGAAGAAAAGUUAAAUUCUGAACAAAAGCAUAUCCAAAGUUCAUUUUCCUUUACAGUAUGUGGACACUCCCAUUGGUUCGUCUUAAAGAGAGAGUUGAGUCAGGCGAAGAUGUGGAGGCUUGGCUCAAACAUUUAUUUUUUUACGUGAAGAGCUCAGUGGUUUGUAUGUUACCGAAUAUUUGAGUACUUUAUCUGAAUGAGUCUGAAUAGAGCAGAAUGCACAGUUGCAGUGUACGUGUAAAGUUGUGAGAAGUUUGCAUUUUAAAUUAUUUUUUUAAUUGGCUCUCUGACCCUGUAAAUGAAUGAUGCGUUUCUGCACUUCAAAGGCAACAUGUCUUAAUGUAGACAGUGCGGAUCCUUGUGUUUUUGUCUCAUACUCUUCGUCAUUACAAGCAUUCCCUGAA